Messenger RNA from Lasiosphaeria miniovina, 1317 nucleotides. RefSeq lists its product as uncharacterized. The transcript is spliced from 2 exons. The record is from RefSeq and is a predicted model, not a curated record. Lineage: Eukaryota; Fungi; Ascomycota; Sordariomycetes; Sordariales; Lasiosphaeriaceae. Bases 1 to 1317 code for a protein of 438 amino acids.
AUGGCGCCCGCGAUCGCUGCCACCCACACCGCUCGCCAGCCCGACGUCGGUUCAUUGGGACCGCUGCGUGCACGCUCGCUUCUCCUCGCGCGGGAUGACGCCGACAAUGUAGACCCGAGCAGGGGCAUAAUUCCUCCACACCAAAUCAACAACAAUGCGGUAUUCGCGGUAUUCGCGCUUCUCGGGGUCGCUUUCGUGGUCGGGGGGAUCUGGUUCUUCUUCUGGGCCAAGAACGGCGGCUUCCACUUCAGAAAGGACGACUGGGACGACUACAAGUCGACAGUCCUUCGCCGCAGGGGCCCCAACGGCACCCUCCUCUCGGGCGCCACGCCUAGCACGGCCCUCGGCGGCGGGAGCGUUUACAAGGACGUGGACGACAAUAGCACCGAGGACGCGACCACGGUGGUGAGCGGGACGACUAACAUGACGGGCAUCACCGGGGGCGUGUCGGACAUCUACGGGCGCGAGAAGCGGCGCAAGAAGCGCGAGCAAAAGGAGCGCGAGAAGGAGCGCCGGCGCGAGGAGAAGGAGCGCGAGAAGGAGGAGCGCAAGCACGGCAAGUCGAGCCGCAAGGUCGGCGCCGACGGCAUCCUGAUCGACGAGGAGGCCGAGUCCGAGGCCAAGAAGCACCUCCGCAGCUACCGUCACGAGAAACCCGCCCGCGUCGGCGGCAUCAACAAGCAGAGCGAGGCCAGCACGUGGGACGGCUCGACCAACCCGAGCCAGUCGACCGCCAGCGGGAGCGGCGUCGGCUCCACCGACACGGGCAGCACCGUGACGUCGGAACUCAUCAGCCACCGCGAGCGCACGCCCACCAGCACGCCCACCAAGAAGGACGCCGAGCGCAGCAGUGGCGCCGCCAGCGGCAUCAGAAAGGUGUAUUCGACCGCGGACAAGAACGCGAGCCGCGAGAACGAGCGGCUGCGUUCCGAGGCCCGGAGGCUGCGGCGCGAGGAGAAGGAGCAACGCGCCGCCGCCGCCGCCGCCGCCGUCACGCAGCGACGCGACUUUAGCUGGCAGCGGGCCGACGACGUGUCUCUCCGCCCCAUCGACGAGGCGACCGAGAGCAUGGUCAGCGGCACCUCCCGCACCAGCGCGCCGCGGGCCACCCGCGUCCCGGGCAGCUGGACCGAGAGCGACGUCGGCACGGGCAGCGAGGUCGGCACCAAGGUCUACCAGCACCCCGUCCACAUCCCCGUGCCGUCGUCGUCUUCCACGGCCACCAGCGACUUUGCAUAUCAAGAGGAGAAGCGCAAGAAGCGCGCCGGCGCAGGGUAUAGGCGGACCCGCGGGGGAGAUUCCGAGAGCGGUGUCUGA